Sapajus apella (tufted capuchin) is the source of this 1449-nucleotide messenger RNA. RefSeq names its product X-box binding protein 1 (gene XBP1). Lineage: Eukaryota; Metazoa; Chordata; Mammalia; Primates; Cebidae. The record is from RefSeq and is a predicted model, not a curated record. Gene Ontology annotation, cellular component: nucleus. Gene Ontology annotation, molecular function: RNA polymerase II transcription regulatory region sequence-specific DNA binding; DNA-binding transcription factor activity, RNA polymerase II-specific.
GGCCGAGCGCUGCGGGGCUGGCCGCUGGGUGGCGGCGGCGGCGGCGCGUGCUGCGUAGUUUUGAGCUAUGGUGAUGGUGGCAGCCGCGCCGAGCCCGGCCGACCGGGCCCCUAAAGUACUGCUUCUGUCGGGGCAGCCCGCCUCCGCCGCCGGAGCCCCAGCCGGCCAGGCCCUGCCCCUCAUGGUGCCGGCCCAGAGAGGGGCCAGCCUGGAGGCAGCGAGCGGGGGACCGCCCCAGGCGCGCAAGCGACAGCGCCUCACGCACCUGAGCCCCGAGGAGAAGGCGCUGAGGAGGAAACUGAAAAACAGAGUAGCGGCUCAGACUGCCAGAGACCGAAAGAAAGCUCGAAUGAGUGAGCUGGAACAGCAAGUGGUAGAUUUAGAAGAAGAGAACCAAAAACUUUUGCUAGAAAAUCAGCUUUUACGAGAAAAAACUCAGAGCCUUGUAGUUGAGAAUCAGGAGUUAAGACAGCGUUUGGGGAUGGAUGCCCUGGUUGCUGAAGGGGAGGCGGAAGCCAAGGGGAAUGGAGUGAGGCCAGUGACCGGGUCUGCUGAGCGCAGCACUCAGACUACGUGCACCUCUGCAGCAGGUGCGGGCCCAGUUGUCACCCCUCCAGAGCAUCUCCCCAUGGAUUCUGGCGGUAUUGACUCUUCAGAUUCAGAGUCUGAUAUCCUGUUGGGCAUUCUGGACAACUUGGACCCAGUCUUGUUAUUCAAAUGGCCUUCCCCAGAGCCUGCCAGCCUGGAGGAGCUCCCAGAGGUCUACCCAGAAGGACCCAGUUCCUUACCAGCCUCCCUUUCUCUGUCCGUGGGGACGUCAUCAGCCAAGCUGGAAGCCAUUAAUGAACUAAUUCGUUUUGACCACAUAUAUACCAAGCCCCUAGUCUUAGAGAUACCCUCUGAGACAGAGAGCCAAGCUAAUGUGGUAGUGAAAAUUGAGGAAGCACCGCUCAGCCCCUCAGAGAAAGAUCACCCUGAAUUCAUUGUCUCAGUGAAGGAAGAACGUAUAGAAGAUGACCUCGUACCAGAGCUGGGUAUCUCAAAUCUGCUUUCAUCCAGCCACUGCCCGAAGCCAUCUUCCUGCCUACUGGAUGCUUACAGUGACUGUGGAUAUGGGGGCUCCCUUUCUGCCUUCAGUGACAUGUCCUCUCCGCUUGUAAACCAUUCUUGGGAGGACGCUUUUGCCAAUGAACUCUUUCCUCAGUUGAUUAGUGUCUAAGGAAUGAUCCAAUACUGUUGCCCUUUUCCUUGACUAUUACACUGCCUGGAGGAUAACAGAGAAGCCUGUUGUGCUUCAUUCAGAAAGCCAAAAUAGAGUAUACAGUCCUAGAGAAUUCCUCUAAAGUAUUUGUUCAAACCUCAUAGAUGACCCCCAGGUGUUGUCUUUUGACAUCCAGCAGUCCAAGGUAUUGAGAUACAUAACUAUAAUUGAGAAAUAUUACUAUAAUU